Messenger RNA from Nerophis lumbriciformis (worm pipefish), 612 nucleotides. Lineage: Eukaryota; Metazoa; Chordata; Actinopteri; Syngnathiformes; Syngnathidae. The record is from RefSeq and is a predicted model, not a curated record.
AUGGGGAAGGAGACGCAAACGGCGUGCGACACCCGCAAGAAACUUGUGGUCGUGGGCGACGGCGCGUGCGGGAAAACGUGUCUCCUGAUCGUGUUCAGCAAAGACGAGUUCCCAGAAGUGUACGUCCCGACUGUGUUCGAAACAUACGUGGCGGACAUUGAGGUGGAUACCAAGCAGGUCCAAUUGGUUUUGUGGGACACUGCGGGCCAGGAGGACUACGACCGGCUACGCCCGCUCUCCUACCCAGACACGGACGUCAUUUUGAUGUGCUUCUCCGUCGACAGCCCGGACUCGCUGGAAAACAUCCCGGAGAAAUGGGUUCCCGAGGUGAAACACUUUUGCCCUAACGUGCCGAUCAUUCUGGUGGGCAACAAGAAGGACCUUCGCAACGACGAGAACGUCAGGAACGAACUGUCCCGUCUCAAGCUGGAACCGGUGAGGCCCGAAGACGGCCGAGCCAUGGCCACGCGUAUCGGCGCACACGACUAUUUGGAGUGCUCGGCCAGGACGAAAGAUGGCAUCUGGGAAGUGUUCGAGACGGCGGCGAGGGCAGCCUUACAGAAAAAAAAGUCUGGACGGGGACGUUCUGGCAUGCGUUGUGUUUUGAUGUGA